AGGUGGAGCCUUUUCCCUCGAAGACUCUGCGAAGCUGCCCUCGUUGUUGUGGAUGGCACCAAUACUGAAUCCCGGCGGCUACUCCAGCGAGGCCCUGUCAUAUGCCGAUGCCCUUCAAAAGGCCUACCGAUCAAGCGGACAGAAAGGCGACUUUGGACUGCGUCAAUUUGCAGAGCAGACAAAUCGCAACUUUGUGCGUGGGCUUCCGAAGGGUCUUGGCUCCCGGAUCUCCAAGAUGUUGACUCGUGGCAAGAGGCGCACUCCUUGGGAUGUGGUGGUUUGCCACUCCACGCCUGACGUUUGGCAUGAGGAUGGUGCUUUUUCCUGGGGGAGGGUCGAGCCAUGCCCUCCUGUCGGAACCAAGCACAGCAUCGGCCGCAGCAUGUAUGAGACCGAUGCACUUCCUGAAACCUGGGUGCCACGCCUCAACCGCAUGGAUGAGGUUUGGGUGCCAUCUCACUUCGGCCUGGAACACUUUGUGUCCAGUGGCGUUCAGCGGAACAAGAUUGCCGUGGUACCUGAGGCCGUCGACACGGACCUUUUUGAUCCAGCAGCGCAUGAAGCGUUGGAGUUGGGAGGUACGGAAGGCCUCUAUCGUUUCCUCUCGGUCUUCAAGUGGGAGAAGCGCAAAGGUUGGGACAUCUUGCUCCGGGCAUACUUCCAGGAGUUUUCGGCUGUAGACGAUGUGAUCUUGGUCAUCAAGACCCAAGCGUUCCACAGCGACGAUGAUUUUCACAACAAGGUGCUGGCAGAGAUUAGCAAAGCACAGGAAGCUGGUGGAGCACCUGAUCAGCCAGCAAGGUACAAGCUGCUCUCAGAGGACUUGACCCUGAAGGACCUGCCAAGGCUUUACCAAGCGGCGGAUGCCUUCGUCUUGCCCAGUCGAGGUGAAGGUUGGGGACGCCCACACGUGGAGGCCAUGGCGAUGUCGCUUCCAGUGAUCGCCACCAAUUGGAGUGGCUCCACGGACUUUCUGUCCGCGGACAUCGCUUUGCCGCUUCCCAUCGACGGCCUGGCGAAGGCGGAGGGCGCCGUCGGCCGCUGGGCCGAGCCCUCAAGUGAAGCGCUGCGGCGGCUGAUGCGCUGGGCGCAGCAGCAUCCAGGGGAGGCGAAGAAGUUGGGAGAGGCCGCCCGACGGCGCAUGGUGGAGGACUUCAGCCCAGAGCGUGUGGUGUCCCGCUACGUGCUGCCGUUGCUGCGGCGGUUUUCGGAUGGAGGAAGAACCCAGGAACGGUCAGAGCUAUAGAGCAGUAUCAAUCCUUCGUGACGCAUUGAUGAUCCACCUUUAGUCCAUGAACUUCCGGUGAUCUUACGCCCUUCCUGAGCAUCAGAGAGAGACCUUCACGGUUUUGCACGACUUUGGAGGCGGUGAUCAUAGAAUCAUCGCGAUGAGAUUGAACCUUUUGCAUAAUUUGGAGUUUGAAAUAGUGGCUGGUUCAAUUUCUUCGAAGCUUUCGACAUGGAGAUCCAGAAGAUGCAAGCCUGAUGUACAGAGAGGCAGGGACCAUAAGCAGAAUCUAUAGCUUUUGCCUCAGCGGUGCCCUGAUGGCUUGAAUAUAUUUUUGGUUGGCAGAAUCUUGCAGCCACAAUGUGUAUUUCAAGGUCAGUUUAUACAACUUCGGGCAUUUUCACGAGAGGGAAGUUGAUGCAGCAUGGUGCAGCUAAUGCUCACGACAAGCAGAAAAUAGUGCGCGAC
Messenger RNA from Durusdinium trenchii, 1696 nucleotides. Lineage: Eukaryota; Dinophyceae; Suessiales; Symbiodiniaceae. The record is from the annotation of a GenBank genome assembly.